This is a messenger RNA of Brassicogethes aeneus, 624 nucleotides long. NCBI's taxonomy places the organism in Eukaryota, Metazoa, Arthropoda, Insecta, Coleoptera, Nitidulidae. The record is from the annotation of a GenBank genome assembly.
AUGCCGCAAAACACUACUACUUAUAUUAUACAGGGUCCGGCAUCAGAAUUGAACGGUUUUGAAAAGGCUGCUAUGGAAAUACUAUUGAUUUGGUAUAUGUCAAAUAGUGACAGACUUAUACCUUAUUUUCAAAGGUUUCGUGUGCAAUGGCAAACUGGCCGAUUAAUCAAGGGAUCUGCAGUAAAUUCUUGUAUCCUGACCCAGUCCUUCGUACAAACGCAGAGAUGCUUUUGUCGUAAAUAUAAUUUGCCAGUGCGCUCGGAAGUCCCAUCAAGAAAUGCCAUUUUGAGAUGGGUAAGAGAUUUUAACGAAAAAAGUAGUGUAAAAUUUAAAUUCGACGGUGGAACUCGUACACAAGAAAAUAUUGGGAGAGUCAGAGAAGCGUUUGAGCGCAGUCCACGACGUUCUGUAGUUCGGUACUCGAUUGCUCUACACAUUUCAGACCGAAGUUUGCAAACAAUUUUACAUCUGGAUUUAAAACUCCAUCUGUACAAGAUACAGACAGUCCAGAGGCUAAAUCCCAUUGAUAAAGUCAAUCCACUCGAUUUCUGCACACAAUUUUUAGAGACAAUGAACAACAAUGCAGAAAUCCUUAACUAUUUGACAUAUCAAAUCAACAUGUAG